CUUUCUGUCGGAAGAUAAAAAAUGAGUCGCUUUUCGGUUGCCAUUUUGGCUCCAUGUGAGGUGAGUUCCGGAUGUUUCUUCAGCGUGGAGGUGACCGCACCGGUGAAUAAAACCAGGUGAAAUGGCUUCGUUGCGGGCAAUAAGGAGGAUGUUCUGCACGGCAGCAGACACAGCUGCAGCUCCGGUCACAGGCAGCAGAUGGGAAAAGUUGAAAAACAGCAAGGCGGGUGUGUGGUGUCGCAGCCUGUUCUCUGACUACAAAGACGCAUCCUGGGAGGUGGUUGUUGGUUUAUGGGAGCGUCCGGUCAAAGCGUCUGUAUAUGCCUCACUGCUUGCUGGGACCUGGGCCUGCUUCUACACUAAACCUGACUGCUCGUCCUUUGAAGCCACCCUGCUGGAGUGCUCCAACCAGCUGGGCCUGCUUUCCCCAUGGAUACGCAACGGGACCUCUGACAGCCACAUACAGAGUCUAGUAAAGCUUCGUAACGAGGGUAGGCUCCGUCAUGCCAGCCUGGGUCUUCUCUCUCUGGUGUACUGUGCCGACUACGACCCUGACACCACACUGUAUGAAGCCCAGUGCUCCAAUCUGUCGGUACCCUGGAGGGAGCUCCCUGAGCGGAUGCUAGAUGUGGGCUUCGUUGGCCGCUGGUGGGUGCUGGACUUAAAGAUGAAGGACUGUGAUGUGAACGAGGAAGAGUUCAAGCACCUUCCAGCACACAUGCAGGUGACAUUGCCACCCAGUGUUAGGGAGGUGGAAAGGAAUGAGAGGUUGCACAAAGAGUCCUGGUUAGUACUGACUCUGGGGGAAGAGGGGGAAGAAACAAAUGUUGUGAACAUAAAGGAGGAGAGUGUCAGUGAAGAGAGCCAAAUAGCAACACUGAAAGAGUAACAAGCUGAAGUGCUGUGGAGACAUUUCACACUGCAAGGAAAAAACAUGCUGAAUACAGAACUAUACAAGGGUAGUUAUUCUUUUUUUUUUUUUUUUUU
Molecule: messenger RNA, 987 nt
Organism: Epinephelus moara (kelp grouper)
Lineage: Eukaryota; Metazoa; Chordata; Actinopteri; Perciformes; Serranidae
Gene: timm29
Product: translocase of inner mitochondrial membrane 29
Exons: 2
Coding region: 122-889 (255 amino acids)
Biological process (GO): protein insertion into mitochondrial inner membrane
Cellular component (GO): TIM22 mitochondrial import inner membrane insertion complex
Source: RefSeq, a predicted model, not a curated record